UUUCGUCUAGCCACUGCAGUGCAAAUUCAUGAGAGCAAAAAAAAAACAGAGAGAGAGAGAGAGAGAGAGAGAGAGAGAUGGAAGAAGAAGAACGAGAAAACCUGGAAAGCUUCCUGAAAUGGGCAUCUGAGCUUGGAAUUUCUGAUUCUAACCAGCCACCCGAAUCCUCAUCCUGUCUCGGUCAAUCUCUCUGCGUCUCAUUUUUCCCUGAUGCCGGCGGGAGAGGCUUAGUAGCUGCCCGUGAUCUUAGAAAGGGGGAGUUAAUUCUUAGGGUUCCAAAAUCUGCCCUAAUGAUGAGGGAGAGUCUGAUGAGAGACGAGAAACUUUCCGUUGCUGUUAAUAAAUACCCUUCUCUCUCCUCCACUCAGAUAUUUACUGUUUGUUUGUUGUAUGAAAUGAACAAGAGAAAGAGUUCUUGGUGGUACCCUUACCUGAUGGAGUUGCCCCGCAGUUAUGACACCCUAGCAUGUUGGGGUCAUUUUGAGACAGAAGCUUUACAAGUCGAUGUUGCCAUUUGGGCUGCAGAAAAGGCUACAUCGAAGGCUGAAUUCAGCUGGAUAGAAGCUAUUUCCCUCAUGAAAGAACUUAACUUGAAGAGUCGUACCCUUACUUUUAGGGCUUGGGUUUGGGCUUCUGCAACUAUAUCCUCCCGUACAUUGCACAUACCAUGGGAUGAUGCCGGCUGUUUAUGCCCCGUGGGGGACUUGUUCAAUUACGCAGCACCUGGGGAGGAUGCCUUGGAUUCUGAAGAUUCCUUUGUCACUGAUGGCCGAAGUAGUUGGAGAAAUGCCUCUUCUUCUUUAUGGAAUGGAGAAACCACAAAACAAUAUGAUGUUGAGCAGCUUGAUGUAAAUUUGCUAAGGUUAACGGAUGGGGGCUACGAGAAAGAUGUCUCAGCAUAUUGCUUCUACGCUAGAAAAAACUACCAAAAAGGAGGGCAGGUGCUUCUAAGCUAUGGGACGUACACAAAUUUGGAGCUUCUUGAACACUAUGGGUUUCUCCUAGAUGAAAACCCAAAUGACAAGGCUUUUAUUCCCUUAGAACCGGAAGUUUAUUCCUCUUGUUCAUGGCCCAGGGACUCACUAUACAUCCACCAGAAUGGUAAACCAUCCUUUGCCCUACUCUCAGCUCUACGGUUAUGGCUAACCCCUCAGAACCAGAGGCGCUCUGUUGGACAUCUCAUUUAUUCCGGAUCCCAACUAUCAGCUGAGAACGAGAAAAUUGUCAUGGGAUGGAUGGUAAAAAGUUGCAAAGCUGUUCUGAUGAAUUUUGCAACAUCAGUUGAGGACGACAAAUUACUUAUCCGCAAAAUUGACAGAAUGGAAGAUUUUGGAAGGUCGGGGAAGCUUGAGAAUGUCCUGUCGACAUUUGAAGGUGAGGCCCGUGCUUUCCUAGAAAAUAGGUGUUUGAUUAAUGAAGAAAGUGGUGUGAAGCUGCGUGAAUUUAGGGUGAUAAGGAGAUAUAUGGAGAGAUGGAAAUUGGCAGUUCAGUGGAGACUCAGGUACAAGAGGAUUCUAGCUGACUGCAUUACUCAUUGUACUGAUGUAAUCAACAGAAUCGUUUCUGACGAUCGUUCAGCCAUGAGAACUAAGCACCCAUAAUUGGAUGUGAAACAUUUCAAUUUCUUCAUUACAGUAGAUCCCUUUUUUUUUUUUUAUGUAGAUGCUUAGGAGUAGCAAUGUUCCAUCUAUCCACUUCUCUUGAACAGAAAAGGAAAAGCACCUAUUUCUUUGUUUCGUUCCAA
Molecule: messenger RNA, 1744 nt
Organism: Rhododendron vialii
Lineage: Eukaryota; Viridiplantae; Streptophyta; Magnoliopsida; Ericales; Ericaceae
Product: protein SET DOMAIN GROUP 40
Exons: 6
Coding region: 78-1601 (507 amino acids)
Biological process (GO): peptidyl-lysine monomethylation
Molecular function (GO): protein-lysine N-methyltransferase activity; protein binding
Source: RefSeq, a predicted model, not a curated record